AUGGUCAAAGCUUUAUCACCAGAGAAUGAAUAUUCCUACGACUUCUUCAAGGACUCCACCUCUAAUAGAUUCCAGGGAUCCAGUUUCAAGGCAAUAGGAAAUCAGAAUAAGGUCGAAGGCGACUGGGCUACUGUUGGUGGGACUGGAGUGUUUACUUUUGCACAAGGUAAUAUUUCCAUCCGAAGAAUACACAGUUGGAAUAAGCUUUCCAGGGCUAAUACUAUAAAUCCUGUCACCACACAGUCCCUUGAGUAUAAUCGGAACUUGUACAUGCACCAGACCAUCGAUGGACCAUACCACAACCAAGUAAAUAUAGCAGAUCCAAAGCAGCCUCUUUUGUUUGGUUACACCAAUGUUCAUGACUAUUCCAUAUAUGAUGGUCUUGGCCCGAGUGCAAAGAUUGUUGCACGUGCACAAGGCCUGCAUACAGAGACUUGUAUGGACGACGAUGACUGGUUCCACUGGAGCAGCAUAGUUUUUACCGAUAAAAGGUUCGGGGGGUCUAGUUUAAAGGCGAUAGGAAAUCAAAAUAAGGUUCAAGGUGAAUGGGCUAUUGUCGGAGGAACUGGUGUGUUUAGGUUUGCACAGGGCACUAUCUCCAUAUAUAGAAUCCAAGGAGAUUGGUUCUCAAACAUCAAGGAAAUUCGAAUCAGUGCAUUUUGCCCCAAAAUAGGCCAGCAGUAUUACUGA
This is a messenger RNA of Miscanthus lutarioriparius, 690 nucleotides long. The record is from the annotation of a GenBank genome assembly. Lineage: Eukaryota; Viridiplantae; Streptophyta; Magnoliopsida; Poales; Poaceae.